This is a messenger RNA of Heterocephalus glaber (naked mole-rat), 606 nucleotides long. NCBI's taxonomy places the organism in Eukaryota, Metazoa, Chordata, Mammalia, Rodentia, Bathyergidae. The record is from RefSeq and is a predicted model, not a curated record.
CAAGAAGCAGGCACCAUGCUUCGACGCAAGCUGACGGCUCUCAGCUACCACAACCCUGCUGGCUUCAACUGCAAAGAUGAAAUAGAAUUUAGAAACUUUAUAGUUUGGCUUGAAGACCAGAAAAUCAGACCCUACAAGAUUGAAGACAGAGGUAAUAUAAGAAACAUCCCCAGCAGUGACUGGCCCAAGUCCUUUGAAAAGUAUCUCAGAGAUGUUAACUAUCCCUUCAAGAUUCAGGACCGACAAGAAGCAAUUGACUGGCUUCUUGGUUUAGCUGUUAGACUUGAAUAUGGAGGUAAUGCUGAAAAAUACAAGAACUUAACACCUGGUAAUGCAAAAAAUAUUGACAGUGCAACUAAAAAUGCAGAGCCAUUGAUCAAUUUGGAUGUAAAUAAUCCUGAUUUUAAGGCUGGUGUAAUGGCUUUGGCUAACCUCCUUCAGAUUCAGCACCAUGAUGAUUACCUGGUAAUGCUUAAGGCAAUUCGCAUUUUGGUUCAGGAGCGCCUAACACUGGACACAGUUGCUAAAGCAAAUCAAACAAAAGAGAGUGAGAACACUGAGGUGGAGCAGUCCAGCCUACUGCUGGUCUGCAUUGAGACUGACUGA